AUGGACCCAAGUGCAGAUGCGAGACCAAGUGACAACGGGGGCUGGCUGGUGGACGAAACCCCGCCCUUUCUGGAGUCUGCCGCUAAACUUUUGGCGGUUCUAGCUUUGAAGGAGAGGACUGGCUACAAAAUGCUACAGGAUAACAGACAGAGGACGUAUGGUCCCCCCCCAGGGUGGGACGGCCCACCGCCCCCUCAUGGCUGUGAGCUAUAUGUGGGGAAUAUUCCCAGAGACAUGUAUGAAGACGAGCUGGUUCCUCAGUUUGAGCGUGCUGGACAAAUCUAUGAGUUCAGACUGAUGCUGGAGUCCAGUGGAAAGAACCGAGGCUACGGCUUUGUCAAGUUCAGCAGCAGAGACGAGGCAUACAGAGCGAUCCAGCAGUUGAAUCACUCAGAGGUUCGUCCAGGAAGGUUUAUCAUUGUGUGUCCGAGUUUUAACAACUGCCGACUUUUCAUCAAGCCCAUACCCAGACACGUGACGAAGGACCACAUCCUGGAGGAGAUGAAGACAGUGACAUACGGUGUAGAGGGUGUGAUUGUACCUCAGAGUUGUUCACGUGAAGGAAUCAGAAAUUGGGGAUUUGCCUUCAUCAAAUAUGAAUCCCACAAAGCUGCAGCCCUGGCAAGGAGGAGGCUGAUCACAGGUACUCCUCACUGCUCCUCAGUUGCUCAUUACUCCUCACUACUCCUCACAGCUGCUCAUUACCCCUCAGUGCAGCCCUGGGGACACCACAUGUUUGUCGACUGGGCUGAGCUGGAGACGGACCUGUAUCGGGAGGACAUACGGCACGUCAAGGUCCUCCACGUGUGCAACCUGCAGCCUCAGACAUCGAAGGAGACCCUCCAUCAGGAGUUCUCCAGCUUCAGUCCAGGCUGUGUGGAACACGUCAAGAAGUGCAACAGCUAUGCCUUCAUCUACUACCACCGCCACAGUGAUGCCAUGAUGGCGUUCAAGCUCAUGAACGGAGCCCAAAUCGACGGUGCCGUCGUGGAGAUCGUCCUGUGCAAGAACGAGAGCGCCGCCAGGAGAAGGUUCAUUGGGCAGGGCAACCUGGGUGGAGGUGGAGGAGAAGAGCUCGGCUUCUCCAAAGGAUUCACAUCUCUGCCGGCUGGCCAGGGAAACCCCCUCUACAGUGCCUCAGGAGCAACGCUGACCGGCUCUUACAAGAAUGUUGAGCAGUUCUAA
Salarias fasciatus (jewelled blenny) is the source of this 1185-nucleotide messenger RNA. Its product is annotated as probable RNA-binding protein 46. Lineage: Eukaryota; Metazoa; Chordata; Actinopteri; Blenniiformes; Blenniidae. Bases 1 to 1185 code for a protein of 394 amino acids. Gene Ontology annotation, molecular function: RNA binding. The transcript is spliced from 5 exons. The record is from RefSeq and is a predicted model, not a curated record.